AUGGCGGUGGUGGACUGUCCCAUCUGCAACCAGCCCGUCAAGCCGGCCGACAUCAACAGCCACAUCGACUCGGACUGCACCAGCUUCGUCAACAAGGACCCGUCGCCGCCGCCGCAGUCGCAGAAUGUGUCGUCGUCGUCGCAGCCGCAGAAGCGCACCGCCUCGAGCUUCUUCUCCACGCCCGCCCCCAAGCGCGCCCAGACCAGGGACGCGCACCUGACGCCCGUCGCCAACCGCACGCUGGCCCCCGCCGCGGGCAAGAAGAGGAGCUUCGACGAGGGGCCCGGGGCCGUGACGUCGGGCCCCGGCGGUGGAGGGACGACGGUGGAGCGCGAGGAGCGCAUCGACAAGGCGGCCACCAAACAGCGGCACGAGACGGCCGACGACGACGACGACGACGACGCCGACAACAACAAGGAGGAUGACGGGCUCGGGGCCGACGGACGCAGGACGGCAAAGCGGCUCAAGACGCUCCGGGCGGCGCCCCUGGCCGAGAGGAUGCGGCCGCAGACGCUCGACGAGGUGUGCGGGCAGGAGCUCGUGGGCCCCCGGGGCGUGCUGCGCGCGCUCAUCGAGUCGCGGCGCGUGCCGUCCAUGAUCCUGUGGGGCGCGUCGGGCACGGGCAAGACGACGAUUGCGCGGUGCAUCGCGCAGGUGGUGGGCAGCCGGUUCGUCGAGCUCAACGCGACGAGCUCGGGCGUGGCCGAGUGCAAGCGCCUCUUCCACGAGGCGGCGGGCGACCUGGCGCUGACGGGCCGCAAGACGAUUGUCUUUUGCGACGAGAUGCACCGCUUCAACAAGGCCCAGCAGGACGUCUUCCUCAAGCCCGUCGAGGCCGGCACCGUCACCCUCGUCGGCGCCACCACGGAGAACCCGUCCUUCCGCAUCGCCGCCGCCCUGCUGUCGCGCUGCCGCACCUUCACCCUGCAGCCGCUGUCGGCCGACGACGUGGCCGCCAUCCUGCGCCGGGCGCGAGCCGCCGAGGGCGCGUCGCCCGACGGCCUCGUCGACGACGCCAUGCUCGACUACCUCGCGCGCUUCAGCGACGGCGACGCCCGCACCGCCCUCAACCUGCUCGAGCUGGCCCUGCCUCGCUGA
This is a messenger RNA of Hirsutella rhossiliensis, 1098 nucleotides long. RefSeq names its product ATPase family associated with various cellular activities (AAA) domain-containing protein. Gene Ontology annotation, molecular function: ATP binding; DNA binding; ATP hydrolysis activity. Gene Ontology annotation, cellular component: nucleus. The record is from RefSeq and is a predicted model, not a curated record. The transcript is spliced from 2 exons. Gene Ontology annotation, biological process: DNA repair; regulation of DNA repair; DNA-templated DNA replication. Lineage: Eukaryota; Fungi; Ascomycota; Sordariomycetes; Hypocreales; Ophiocordycipitaceae. The coding region runs from base 1 to 1098 and encodes 365 amino acids.